AUGGCUGCUCGUAACCGUAUUCUCAAAGAGCUGAGAGGCUUAGAGAAGGAGACUUUGGACGGGAUAAACAUCGAGCUAACAGAUAAUAUCUACGUUCUCUUCGCCACAAUAUCAGUAGAUGGAAACCCGCUGUAUAAGGACCAGGUUUACAAGGUGAAGUUUACCAUCACAGAGGAAUAUCCAUUCACGCCUCCAGCGUGUAUGUUUGUCAAGGAUAUUGAUCGGGGAAUCGUUUCGAUACCAAUACAUCCACAUAUAUAUACAAACGGUCACAUCUGCCUUGAUCUGCUGGGGACCGCAUGGACACCUGUUCAUACCAUCAGAAGUAUACUCUUAUCGCUCCAUUCAUUCCUGGCCUCGAAUACAAGGUCAGAGAGACCGCCAGAUGAUUCGUCUUAUUUUAAACACGCUCCGAAGAACCCAAAGGACACGAGAUUUGUAUACCACGAUGAUACAGUGUAA
Messenger RNA from Williopsis jadinii, 462 nucleotides. RefSeq names its product ubiquitin-conjugating enzyme E2. The record is from RefSeq and is a predicted model, not a curated record. The coding region runs from base 1 to 462 and encodes 153 amino acids. The transcript has a single exon. NCBI's taxonomy places the organism in Eukaryota, Fungi, Ascomycota, Saccharomycetes, Phaffomycetales, Wickerhamomycetaceae.